AUGCCCAUGCUCAUGCCCAUGAUCCGAACAAUUCCCCACGUCCCUCUCCCUCUCUCUCUCUCUUUCUCUUGCUCUCUCUUCGCUGGACCUGUAUCGUACGGCAACCUAUACUAUAACCCCGUCCAUGGAAACCAUCGACGCCCGCAAUACCUACCCUACCACCCAAUCCCUGUCUACGCCGGCCAGCCGGCUCCAUCGCCAAAACACCCCUUGUCCCUGGAUCUUUGUCGCAGCCUGGGCAAGCCGCAAGGUCGAAAGCUCGCAGUGGGUGGGGACCUCGGACUUGGGUUCCACGGGAGAGGGUACGAAUAG
Messenger RNA from Colletotrichum lupini, 312 nucleotides. RefSeq lists its product as uncharacterized. The coding region runs from base 1 to 312 and encodes 103 amino acids. Lineage: Eukaryota; Fungi; Ascomycota; Sordariomycetes; Glomerellales; Glomerellaceae. The record is from RefSeq and is a predicted model, not a curated record. The transcript has a single exon.